Messenger RNA from Schistosoma rodhaini, 4169 nucleotides. Lineage: Eukaryota; Metazoa; Platyhelminthes; Trematoda; Strigeidida; Schistosomatidae. The record is from the annotation of a GenBank genome assembly.
GCUCAAAACUGGAGGUCAGGUUCUACGAACCAUUGGAGGUUUAUUAGGUUUGUCGAGAUGUAGAUGCUUGUGGAAAUGUACAGCGAUGCAUCCUGACGAACCAGGAUUGUAUUUUGAGAAACCCAAUUCUGUAAGGAUACUUAGCAGCAAACUCAAUAUGGAUCGAACAUUUAGUAUGUCCAGUGCAAGUAAUGAUGAAAACAAAGAAUCAUUGGAUAGUUCGGAAUGCAUACAAAUGGUCCGAUUGUGUUCGGAAUUGCAUCUACAAUGCAGAACGUACCUCACAAUUAUUCGAACUAAUCUCGAAAUUGAUGAUGAAAAUACCGAAAGUUCUCAGUCAGAAAGCGAUAUCGUCUGUGCUUUGAAAAGACUUCAUGCUCUGUUGAACUCGGACUUUUCUUCAAGGAUAAAACAUUUGUAUUCGAUUGCAGGUGAUUAUGAUUUUGGCUCUUUGAGGGCGAAUGGCAUCCGAAGCUUUUUGACCAUUACCAUGAGGUGUUCUGCCGUCCUGCUGACGUACAUCCGGCAAAUGAGUUCUUAUUCCAUUUCCAACUGGUCUGGUAUAACACAUAAGAGUGUGAUAGCAUAUAUCAAUUGCCUUAUGGAGCUCAGCGUGUGUCUUGAAGUCCUCAGUUAUCUACCACGUUUCACUAAACCUUCUACUCUUUUUCCUCGAUCUGAGUUCGUCGAUUUGCCAGAAAUUGGACAUUGUGAUGUGAACACUUUUGAUGAUAAACCAACAAAUAUUACCGAUGCAUGUUCUACUAUCAAAUCAAAACAGCACGAAGAAGAUCUUUCAGAAUUCUAUCGACUAGAAGUCCUAUCAGACAGUAUAAAACAAGAACAUUUUUAUGGUCGUUGUCUAGCCUUUUACUUAUGCCCUAGUGCUCAGAGAAUUUUGCUGUUUCUGAAUUCGUUUAUGGCGGGAUAUGGCAAUAGCUUUUUGACUAGCAAGCAAGGAAUUGUCAGCUUAGUCAACACAGUUUAUCGGUCUGUUACUUCCUACCUAUCCCCUGAAGACCGUGGCAAAAUGCUGGCAAAGCUUACACGAAGUUCCAGUGUUCAAUUCUGUAAAGCAUUCUGGAAUUUAGCAGAAUUACGUGUAGUAUCUGAAGCCCCCAAUGUAAUUUUACCUUCUAUGGCUGUAGCUCACUCUUUCAAAUUACAAACAAAAUCGUUAAAAGUACCUCUAGAUACGAACAUUCUGGAAGACGAAAAAGAAUUCAUUGUAAUAGAACCACCGAAAUCACAUUUUGGUACAGCUCCACUAGGAAUGCGUAUAUUAUGUCGUCAUCUUAGAUCUGGUUUACGAUGGACUCGAACAACUGAAUCUCCCAAAUUUUUCGAGUCACCUAACUGCAUAAAUCAAUCAAAUCAUCACUCAAGUAGAAAUUCAAUACCAUCAUUAUCAUCGUACAAUUCGCGAUUCUUUCCAUCCAACAACUCGUCAUCUGUUGUUUUUUCCAACCCAAAUGAUCGUCGUUAUUCGUAUGAAAGUUCUAAAUUUUCAAAUACUUCAACUGAGAAUAAUACAGAUAAAUCGCCUUAUAUAUUGUUUUAUGUACACGGUGGUGGAUUUAUUGCUUUAACAUCUCAGUCACAGGAUAACUUUUUACGUAUAUGGGCUGAACAGUUAAACUGUCCAAUUAUAGCAGUAGAUUAUUCACUUUCACCUGAAGCUCCUUAUCCACGUGCAUUAGAAGAAUGUUAUUAUGCCUAUUGUUGGAUAACAUUAAAUCGUGAAAACUUGGGUUGUACAUCGGAUGCGAAAAUUGUUCUUGCUGGUGAUUCCGCUGGUGGGAAUCUGGCACUAGGUGUUUGUAUGCGCGCUGUACGAGAUCGCUUACUUAAUAAACCAAGUGGGAUAUUUUUGGCUUAUACACCUGUAUUGGUUUCUUUUACACCAUCUCCUUCAAGAUUAUUAUCACUUUGUGAUCCCCUACUUCCUAUUGGUGUUCUUUCUAAAUGUUUAUUGGCUUAUGCUGGUAUAGACGAAGCAAGAUUGGAUUCCGACAAACUUGGUGAUAAUUUUGAAGUUGAUGAAAAUCCUUCAAACUUAACAACUGAACAAAAUUCCCCAAUAUGGUCCCGAUUAUUUUCAACAUUUUGGUCCAAUCCACCAAAAUUAGAUUUAAAUAAUUCUAAAGAGUUAAAAAUUGGACAUUUACGUCGAUAUUCAAACAUAACAAUGUCUCCUUUAUAUGAUACUUAUUUUCAAAAUCCAAAAGAUCAAUCUAUGCCCUCUAAUUUAUAUAGGUUAAGCGAAAACUCUCACUUCCUACAUAAAUCCCCAAAGUGGAAUAAAUCAGAGAAAGAAAAAAACCCAGACCAUAAUGAGGAUGAAUGUACACCAAUAUCGAAACAUCCUCGUCGACCCCCAACCGAUUUGAACCGUAUUCGAAAUAUUCAAUUAAUUCAGAAUGGAUUCAUGUCACCAUACUUAGCUUCAGAUGAUAUGCUACGUGGGUUACCUCCUGUUGUUAUUGUCUGUUCACAUUUCGAUCCAUUUUUGGAUGAUGGACUGGAGUUGGCUAAACGCCUUUCUAAACUUGAUGUCUCAGUAGAUAUACGUGUCUUAGAUGAUUUACCUCAUGCAUUUCUUAAUUUUUGUCUGUUAGGCCCAGAAUUUCAAAUUGCUAAUAAGAUUUGUAUUGAAUUAGUAAAAAAUUUAUUCCAUGAAUAUUAUAUAAAAAAUAAUGAAUAAUUUAUUUCUAAAAUAUUGAUUAUCUAUGCGCCUCACUUUCCCUUCUUAUCAUACUACUUAUUACUUUUCAUAUUAGUAGUAGCUGUGAUAUCCAGUGUUGUCUUUUUUCUUUUUUAAUUCUUUUUCUUCUUCACAUCAAAUAAUCAUACAACUCUUAUUUACGCUUCAUCAUCCAUUGGAUUGUCUAUUCUCUCUAUCACUUAAUAGAUUCGAUUAAUGUACAUACUACACACAACAAGUACACCAACAUCCAUGUUCAUUGUUUAAUCAUCUCACACACAGUUCUUGUAUCCUUUUCUUCCCCUUUCUUUUUGACUUCAUCAUGUCUGUAUUGCGAAUAAUUUCACAGUUUGUAUGUAUGUAUGUGUGUUUAUAUACGUUUCACAGAUUAUUAUUAUUAUCGUUAUUAUUUUUUUGUUGUUGAGUAAUUUAUCACCAGAUUACUUAUUUUUUUUUGUUUUUUUUAAAAACUUUAUUCUUGUUUAUUUUUUUGUUGCUUCGUUACUCUAGUUUAUUUCUUCUUUCUUGUUUUGUUUUCGCUUUGUUUUCCUCAUUUGGAUGUGUGUAUAUUGUUAGUAUACUAAUGUAUUAUUACCAAUACUACUCAUUGCCUUUCAAACAUAGCUACCUUGUUCAAAUGUGUUUUUUUUCGUUUGUUGUUGUUGCUUCACCUUUUUAUAUUUUAUUGUUGCAUAUUAUUAUUAUUUAUUUGUUUUGUUUUGUUUAAAUUAACUUAAAUCAUUAUUUGAAAUUUGAAUGAAAGCGCUAAUAUCAUUUGACUGAGGAGAAGAAAAGACCGUACCAUAUAGUGUUUUAUACUAUUGAAUAAUUAAUUAUUGUUUUGUUCUACUGAUCAAUGUCUCAUUCAUUGUAAAACUAUCAUGAUGAUCCUAUUUUUUAUCAUUUUGAUUUUAUUCAACUCUACAUAAUAUGAAUUUUCUUCUUGAAUGUUUCUAUUCUCCAAGACUUGACAUGAUUAGAAGUUAUGUUGUUGUACUAAAAUCGACAAUUUCUUUCUACUUAUCAGGAUUUCAUUUAUUCAAUGAAAAUAUAUUCUUUCUUCAUUGAUUAUCAACUUUUAUAUGUGGAUUAAGUAUACGUGAUUUUUUUAGUUGGUUAGUGAUGAUUGAAUCCUAGUGGAGAAUUGUUAUUCAAAACACGAAUGAGUUUAAUUUAGACAAGCAAUAGAUGAUUGUUUCGUCUUAGUAUGGAACUUCUCAGCAGUGUAUAUUCACAACAGCAAUCGAUUCUAAUACUUUCAGUCUCAUGCACGAAUGCUUAAGCUCUAGACUAGUGAGUCAGGAUCCAAUAGUGUAGAGGUCUAACUUCAAUCGCCGCACGAUACUAUACAAUCUUCUUCCAAUGUCUUCGGUCGGCAGUUACCUCACGUUCAACACAGUUUAGCUCCAUUGGUCUUGCUUGAAUCAAUUCAUGAUUUAAAUAAAAUUCAUCAAUCUCCACAACU